UGGCUGCGUGUCUCUUGAGAGUCUCUUAUUCUGCCGCUAAGAGGCUUUUUUGCGACCUAACCCGUUGCCGGUGUCUAAGCCCCUUCGUGCUCGCUUGGUCGUCGAUCUUCCCAUCUCCUUCCGAUCCGCCGCUCUCCAUCUUGACCGUUAGAUCCGAUCCGUUCUUCCAACAACUCGCAUUCCGGAACCCACCACCAUCCCGGCUUCGACUCGUUACGAACCGGACCUCCUUAUAUCGGAUCGGCGAAACCGACCAUGGCGGCGUACUUAGCGGCAAGGCUCUUGGCCCGAUCGGCCAAUAGAAACGCCGGCAGCGCUAUCGCUAGCUUCUCCACGUCAGCAGCUGCGCAAAGCUUCAUGCAGAGGGCUCUGCCUGAGUCAGCAGAAGUGGCUGCUGCAUCACCAGCAGCAUCUGUCGCAUCGUCCAUCAUGCGACGAUGGACCAACGGCGCGCGAGCCUUCAGUUCGGCAGCAGGCGGCGAUGUGAUCGGUAUCGAUCUCGGCACCACCAACUCCUGCGUCGCUGUUAUGGAGGGCAAGACUCCCCGUGUCAUUGAGAACGCGGAAGGCGCCCGUACAACCCCCUCCGUCGUGGCCUUCACGCCCAAGGGCGAGAGACUCGUGGGCACGCCGGCGAAGCGACAGGCGGUGACGAACCCCACCAACACGCUGUUCGGCACCAAGAGGCUGAUCGGGCGGCAGUUCGACGACCCCCAGACACAGAAGGAGGCGAAGAUGGUGCCGUACAACAUCGUGCGGGCUCCCAAUGGGGACGCGUGGGUGGAGGCGGGCGGACAGAAGUACUCUCCAAGUCAGGUUGGAGCUUUUGUCCUCGGCAAGAUGAAGGAAACCGCCGAAGCCUACCUGGGCCGCCCUGUGUCCAAGGCAGUGAUCACAGUGCCCGCAUACUUCAACGACGCGCAGCGGCAGGCGACGAAAGAUGCGGGGCGGAUUGCAGGGCUGGACGUGCUACGGAUUAUCAAUGAGCCCACGGCUGCCAGCCUGUCGUACGGCAUGGACCGCAAGGAGGGGCUCGUGGCCGUGUUCGAUCUCGGAGGAGGCACGUUCGAUAUCUCCAUUCUGGAGAUUUCUGGAGGCGUGUUCGAGGUCAAGGCGACCAACGGCGACACCUUCCUGGGAGGAGAGGACUUCGACAACGCCCUUUUGCAGCACCUAGUGGACGAGUUCCGCAAGGAGCAGGGCAUCGACCUCACCAAGGACCGCCUGGCGCUGCAGCGGCUGAGGGAGGCGGCUGAGAAGGCCAAGUGCGAGCUGAGCAGCACCAGCCAGACGGACAUCAACAUCCCCUUCAUCACCGCGGAUGCUACUGGGGCUAAGCAUCUCAGCUUCACACUGACCCGCUCCAAGUUUGAGACUCUGGUCAAUCCUCUAGUGGAGCGCACCCGCCAGCCGUGCAAGGACUGCUUGAGAGAUGCGGGUAUCUCAGCCAAGGACAUCACCGAGGUCAUCCUGGUGGGCGGCAUGAGCCGCAUGCCCAAGGUGCAGGAGGUGGUGCAGGAGAUCUUCGGGCGGCAGCCAUCCAAGAACGUGAAUCCGGACGAGUGCGUGGCGAUGGGCGCCGCCAUCCAGGGCGGCGUGCUGCGGGGCGACGUGAAGGACAUUCUGCUGCUGGACGUGACGCCGCUGUCGCUGGGAAUUGAGACUCUUGGAGGUGUCUUCACCCGCCUGAUCAACCGCAACACCACGAUCCCCACGAAGAAGAGCCAGGUGUUCUCCACAGCAGCGGACGGGCAGACACAGGUGGGCAUCAAGGUGCUGCAGGGCGAGCGCGAGAUGGCGGCGGACAACAAGCUGCUGGGGCAGUUCGACCUCGUUGGCAUCCCCCCGGCGCCCCGCGGAAUGCCGCAGAUCGAGGUCACCUUUGACAUCGAUGCUAAUGGCAUUGUGCAUGUGGGCGCCAAGGACAAGGCGACCAACAAGGAGCAGGCCAUCACCAUCCAGUCGUCUGGUGGGCUCUCGGACUCUGACAUCGAUCGCAUGGUGCGGGAGGCGGAGCAGUACGCAGGGAAGGACAAGGAAAGAAAGGCUCUGAUCGAGGCGAGGAACGACGCGGACACCACCAUGUACUCCGUUGAGCGGUCGCUGAACGAGCACAAGGAGAAGCUGCCCUCUGAUGUGGUGGAGGCUGUGCAAGCGGCCAUUGCCGAUCUCAAGGGGUCGUUGGAGAAGGAUAAUCUGGAGGAGAUCCGGGAGAAGAUCUCUGCCGCCCAGCAGGCAUCACUCAAGAUUGGCGAGGCCUUGUCUAGGCAAGCGGGCGGCGGCAGCUCGUCUUCUUCUGGGGGGUCGACCGGAGGAGCCCAGGAAGCGGAGUAUGAGGAGAAGAAGUAGAGGGACAUAUGCGGAGUCUAAUUCUCAAGUAGUAGUUCGAGUUCGAUGCAUAAAACUCUUUGGCCCUUGGGAAGGCCAAGAUCACGAAAUAGGUGUGAGGCAUUCAUGCUGUUUAAUUGCUGUAACUGGUAUCCAGUCAUGUACUGCUGUGAGCAUUUGGGCUGGGGUGUUGCAUUGAAGUUAUGUGGAAGAAAAUCAAUAUGCUAUGCUCACUUGUCAUAGAAUGGUGAAGGAUGAUGCUUCACUCAAAAUAUUACUGAGUCAAAGCUGCAGUGAUUCAAGAGUGCAGCGCAUAGCGGAGUUUUCUGGUUUGAG
Messenger RNA from Closterium sp. NIES-67, 2664 nucleotides. Lineage: Eukaryota; Viridiplantae; Streptophyta; Zygnematophyceae; Desmidiales; Closteriaceae. The record is from the annotation of a GenBank genome assembly.